Molecule: messenger RNA, 978 nt
Organism: Coffea arabica (coffee)
Lineage: Eukaryota; Viridiplantae; Streptophyta; Magnoliopsida; Gentianales; Rubiaceae
Source: RefSeq, a predicted model, not a curated record
UUUCGUGCCGGAGGAUCAGUUGCAAUUUCUUAGGCACAAAAUGGACGACAGUGAACUGUUUUGGCGUGCAUCUAUGGUGCCUAUGGUUGAGGAGUUUGCUUACGAGUAUGCUCCGAAGGUUGCUUUCAUGUUCUUGGCCAAAGGGCCGAUACCAUUGGCUCCCUUGUGGGAGAGGUUUUUUCAUGGACACAAUGGAUCAUACUCUAUUUAUGUUCAUUCAGACCCCUCUUACAUUGGAGAAGAGCCUGAAGAUUCUGUUUUCCAUCGAAGAAGAGUUCCUAGCAAGCCGGUGCAAUGGGGAACAGCAUCAAUGAUAGAUGCUGAGCGACGACUUCUAGCCAAUGCACUGCUUGACUUCACGAAUGAAAGAUUUGUGCUGCUAUCAGAAACGUGCAUUCCUUUGUUCAACUUCACAACAAUUUACAACUACCUAAUAAGGUCAAAUCACAGUUUCAUUGGCUCAGCUGACGAUCCAAGAAAAAGUGGUCGUGGCAGAUAUAAUAAAGCAAUGUCGCCUGCAAUAUCAAUAUCUCAAUGGCGAAAAGGGUCCCAGUGGUUUGAGGUCAACCGCAAGGUUGCCAUAAGAAUUAUAUCAGACAGAAAAUAUUACCCCAUUUUUGCUGAGCAUUGCAGCCCUCCAUGCUAUAAUGAUGAGCACUACAUUCCCACGCUUGUGAAUAUUCUAUUGCCAGAAGAGAACUCGAACAGGAGCGUGACUUGGGUAGAUUGGUCCAGAGAAGGUCCUCAUCCGGGAAGAUUUGACUGGAGAAAUGUCAAUGCAGAGUUUAUGAAUCAGGUAAGGUUUGGUACUACGAACUGUACUUACAAUGGUAAGAACUCUUCCUCAUGUUUUUUGUUUGCUAGAAAAUUUGUUCCCAAUUCUCUUAAACGUUUGCUAGAGCUUUCUCCGUUGUUGUUUGGCUGAAACUCUUUGAAAUACGGCAUAUUUCAAUCUAAUCACAGGUUACAUUUCAUUUC